Rotaria sp. Silwood1 is the source of this 1768-nucleotide messenger RNA. NCBI's taxonomy places the organism in Eukaryota, Metazoa, Rotifera, Eurotatoria, Philodinida, Philodinidae. The record is from the annotation of a GenBank genome assembly.
UGGCGUGAAGUUUGCGACGGAAAGAUUGAUUGCUUAAAUGAUGGUCGAGAUGAAAUUGAUUGUGAUCAGUUAGAUAUGAAUGAAUGCAAAGAUGAUGAGUUCCGUUGUAGUAACGGAUUUUGUAUUCCAAAAGAGCUGUUCAACGAUGAUUCAUUGAAUCCGGACUGCAUCGAUAGUUCGGAUGAAAAGUAUGAUGAGACAGAAGAUUAUUUAAGUGGUCGUCAAAAUUGUUUUGAGGAUCCGACGUUCCGCUGUGAAGAGACUAAAUGUCGAAACGAACGUAUGUUAUCAUGUGGUGAUGGCCAAUGCAGUAUGCUAUAUUGCAAACAGAAUCGCGACUCUAUAUUAAAGAAAGCAAAAUUAUUUCGAAAUGAAAAUCUUCAUAUAUCAUUUGAAUGCUGGGAAAUUUUGAUUUGCUAUUCCGUUACACAUCUUACCACUGACUAUUUUAUUGAAAAUACGGAAUGUGUAGAUGACGAUGAGAAGGAAAAUCGAUUUCGAGAAAAGUGUCCGUUUCUUUUCUUCUUUCCCGUUCAACCGAUAGUACUUAAUCAUGUUCAUUUUGUGUAUGCAAAUAAUUUAACAAAUCUAUUUAAACAAGACAUCUUUGUACCUCAUUAUAUAUGCUACGAUCAAGAAUUAUGUGAAUGGCUUCCGGCUACUAUAUUGAUUAAUGGUUCAACUUGUCGACGUACUUCUGAAUUGAACAUAGAUAUAUCAUCGAUAUAUCCACAUAAUUUUGUAAGCGACGUUCUGACCUUAUUUCAUAAAUGUUCAAUCACAAAGACUAGAUAUACUGAAUGUCCAAAGUCAAAGCCAUAUCGUUGUGCAAAUUCAUCGAAAUGUAUUGCUUUGAAUCGACUCGUUGACGGUUUUUUCGAUUGUUUUCAAGGAGAUGAUGAAGAAAUCAUAAAUAGUUGCUCAUUACUAGAUAUAGAUUAUCGUUAUCGGUGUUCUUCGGAGAACAAAUGUAUUCCAAUGACUAGAGCUAAUACCAAUCGACCAAUUUGUAUCGGUGGAGAAGAUGCAAAAUUUGUACCCGGUAGAUCUCGACAAACUUUUCAUUUAUCAUUCACAACACUUUGUGAUGGCUUUGUCGAUCGUUACACAAUCGAUGGACUUAAUUAUACAGAUGAAAUGGAUUGUAAAGAAUGGGCCUGUAACAAUAUAUAUACGCGAUGUGAUGGAAAAUGGAAUUGUCCGAAUGCAGCUGAUGAAGCGAAUUGUUCUGCUAAUCCAUGCUAUCCCGAUGGUCACCUCUAAUUUCAUAAAAAUUAUUAUCUUACACUACUGCAACAUAAUUCUACAUUACCAAUGAAUAUUUCAAUGACAAUUAUACCUGAAAAUCGCUGUUCAUCAAUAAAAGAACUAUUUGAUGAUCAUGUUCAAAUGUUACCACGAUGGCAUCGUGCUAAGUAUUAUCAUAUUCCAUGUCAAAAACAUUCGAAUCUUGCAUGUUUCUAUGAUAAUGACUAUUUCAUGUGUCUAUGUGAUAUUGAUCGGCAUGCAAAUUGUUUCAACUUCGAUUAUCGUCCUGUUGACAACUGCUUUGGUUAUAAUUAUUGUGAAAAUGAUGCUCAAUGUUAUCUUGACAAUAUUACUUGUCCAACAUCAUUCUCAUGCGCAUGCAAAGAAUGUUAUUUUGGUGCUCGAUGUCAGUUUACUACAAUAGGAUACGGUCUAUCACUCGAUGAUAUUCUUGGUUAUAGCAUUUGGUCAAAUGUUCCUUUCUCAAAGCAAUCGAACGCAGUAAAAAUCAGUACACUAU